Molecule: messenger RNA, 2381 nt
Organism: Protobothrops mucrosquamatus (brown spotted pit viper)
Lineage: Eukaryota; Metazoa; Chordata; Lepidosauria; Squamata; Viperidae
Product: zinc finger protein 271-like
Exons: 5
Biological process (GO): regulation of transcription by RNA polymerase II
Molecular function (GO): RNA polymerase II cis-regulatory region sequence-specific DNA binding; DNA-binding transcription factor activity, RNA polymerase II-specific
Source: RefSeq, a predicted model, not a curated record
AUCACCUCACUGCAACCGCAAUCAAGGAAGAAACACUCCAGCCAGGCAGCCCCGAACUGGAGGGAGCCCACAAAACACAAAGGUCCUGUGGGGAAGGACUGGUGAGGCCCCUUUUCCAGAAAGGGGACGCCGAUUUAGACAAUCCAGAGGGGAGAACGCUGCCAAGGAAGUGGCUUUGGGAAGAGGGCCAGACCCUUAACCAGCAUCUAACCCACAUAAGUGAGCAAAAGCAUUCAUGUCCCGAAUGCGGGGAACGAUUCCGCCAUCAGCCGCCGACGGUACAGCAUCGGGUGAUCCACACCGACAUCAAACCGAAGGAGCACCAGGACGUCCACCGAAAAGAGAAAACAUCUUUCAGCUGUCCCGGCGUUGAGAAAAGCUUUACGCGCCAAACGAUCGACACGGGGGAGAGGUCAGCCGCACGUAGCGCAUGCGGGAGACACUCCCGCGAGUGGAUUCAGCCGAGCCAGCAUCCCAUAAUGCAAGGCGGAGAGGCGGCUUACGAGUGUCCGUUGUGCCAGAAGGAAUUCCGGAGAAAAAGGAACUUGAUUGCGCACCAGAAGACCCACACUGGGGAAAGGCCGCACAGCUGCUCGCAGUGUGGAAAAAGCUUCAGCGAGAAAGCCAAGCUGAUUCGACACGAAAGGGUCCACACCGGGGAGAAACCGUACGCGUGUCCCACUUGCCCGAAAAGUUUCAGUCAACGAGAGACGUUGCUGAGGCACCGGAGAAUCCACACGGGAGAGAAGCCUUAUCGGGGUUUCGUAGGCGGGGAAGAUUUUCAGCAGAGAGAGAGACGCUGUUGCGGCAUCACGGGAAGAAACUUCAGUAAUGCUCGGAGUCUGGAAAUAUUGGGAGCAGGAGUCUGGAAAUAUUGGGAGCAGUCGGUCUUGGAUCCUGGCGACUGCCUGGCCAAGUCCCUGCAGUGUCCUUAUACCGGAUGGAGGAACCAAAAUAAGGAGCGGGACGGUUUGCCUGGGGGCUCGGAGCGCCUGCAGCUGAACCGGAUGAUGUGGGGCGGAGACGAGGUCAGCUUUACCCCCAGCGUUGGGGGCCAGUUGGGCGCCCCGGACAGCCCCCCGAGGACGGUGGAUUGUCUGCUGGAAGCCCGGGCCCCCAUUUCGAUCCCGUUCGGCGGGGGCUUCUUCGACUUCAGCGAGUUUGCUGUCCAGGAGAGCUUCCUCCAGAGGAAAGGCCAGGAGCUCUCCAAAACCUUUGGGCCAAGCCUGAGGAGCGCCAGCGUGGCGGAGCUCCGGACUCAGGAGAAGUCCCCGCCGGCGGAGAAGCCCUACAAGUGCAACGAGUGCGGGAAGAGCUUUGGCAAACGCUCCACCCUGAACACCCACGGCCGGACCCACACGGGGGAGAAGCCCUUCAAGUGCUCGCACUGCGACAAGCGCUUCAGCCAGAGCUCCCACCUGCAGCUGCACGAGCGGACCCACACGGGGGAGAAGCCCUACAAGUGCCUCCUGUGCGAGAAGAGCUACAACCAGCGGUCCAGCCUCAUCAUCCACGAGCGCAGCCACACGGGCGAGAAGCCCUACUCCUGCCUGGAGUGCGGGAAGAGCUUCAGCCAAAAGGCCACCCUGGUCCUCCACGAGAAGAGCCACCGGGGGGAGAAGCCCUACAAGUGCCUGGAGUGCGGCAAGGGCUUCAGCCUGAGCGCCGACCUCAUCCGCCACCAAAGCAUCCACACCGGGGAGAAGCCCUACACCUGCUCCGAGUGCGGGAAGAGCUUCAGCCAAAACUCCCACCUCAUGGCCCACAUCCGGACCCACACGGGCGAGAAGCCCCACAAGUGCCUGGAGUGCGGCAAAGGCUUCAACUGGAGCUCGGAGCUAAUCGCCCACGAGCGGACCCACACCGGCGAGAAGCCCUACCAGUGCCUCUACUGCGCCAAGAGCUUCAGCGUCCGCUCCAGCCUCAGCAAGCACGAGCGGACCCACACCGGCGAGAAGCCCUACGUCUGCCCCCAGUGCGGGAAGGCCUUCAUCCAGCGCUCCAGCCUGGUGGCGCAUGAGCGCUCCCACACCGGCGAGCGGCCCUACAUGUGCCUGGGCUGCGGCAAGGGCUUCCGGGAAAGCUCGCAGCUCAUCGCCCACGAGCGGACCCACACCGGCGAGAAGCCCUACGUCUGCUCGGAGUGCGGCAGCUGCUUCAAAGCCAAGGCCGCCCUCCUCCGGCAUCAGCGCGGCCACUUGGGGCUGAACUCUUUCAUCUGCGCCGACUGCGGGAAGAUUUUCUCCUCGGCCGCCGAGAGCCCGGAGAAGUGUCCCGAGUGCGUGAAUCUGAGCCUGACGCCGGGCCUCCCGCAAGCAUCGGAAGAGGCCGAUCGGGAAACGGCCGAAGGAGCGGGACAGAGCGGCGACGCCAAGAUGUGA